Messenger RNA from Callorhinchus milii (elephant shark), 1463 nucleotides. RefSeq names its product nuclear receptor subfamily 2, group E, member 3 (gene nr2e3). Gene Ontology annotation, molecular function: nuclear steroid receptor activity; nuclear receptor activity; zinc ion binding. Lineage: Eukaryota; Metazoa; Chordata; Chondrichthyes; Chimaeriformes; Callorhinchidae. The record is from RefSeq and is a predicted model, not a curated record. Gene Ontology annotation, cellular component: nucleus. The coding region runs from base 1 to 1212 and encodes 403 amino acids. Gene Ontology annotation, biological process: anatomical structure development; cell differentiation; negative regulation of transcription by RNA polymerase II. The transcript has 8 exons.
AUGUCAAGUUCCCCCGUGGAGUCAGAGGGCAGCCCAGAGCUGGAGGACAACCAAGCAGUGAAGAGCCCCAGCCCAGGGAAGUCGCUGAGCCCUGUGCUGAUGUGCAAGGUGUGUGGAGACACCAGCAGUGGGAAACACUAUGGAAUAUACGCCUGCAAUGGCUGCAGUGGAUUCUUCAAGCGCAGCGUGCGGCGAAAGCUCAUCUACAGAUGUCAAGCUGGUACAGGGAUGUGUCCAGUGGAUAAAGCCCAUCGCAAUCAGUGCCAGGCGUGCAGAUUGAAGAAGUGCCUGCAGGCUGGCAUGAACAAAGAUGCGGUUCAGAACGAACGACAGCCCCGCAGCACGGCUCAGGUCCGGCUGGAUGCCCAAGAGCUCGACCCUGAAAAGGAGCACUUUGCCACAACAAGGGAGCCCACCCCCUCCUCCAUCAGCAACCAGCGGCCUGUCUCCUCCUCAGUCAGCACCCAGCGAACCAUCAGCCCACAGAAUCACCGCUUCAUGGCCAGCCUGAUGACUGCAGAGACCUGCGCCAAACUGGAGCCAGAAGAUGUGGAUGAGAACAUUGAUGUGACGAGCAACGAGCCAGAGAGACCCUCCUCAGAGUAUCAGAUGUCCUUGUACCCACCCAGCAGUCCUGAGAACGUGUAUGAGACAUCAGCUCGGCUCCUCUUCAUGGCAGUCAAAUGGGCCAAAAAUCUGCCAGUAUUUUCCAAUCUACCAUUCCGGGACCAGGUGAUAUUACUGGAGGAAGCCUGGAGUGAGCUUUUUCUGCUCUGUGCUAUCCAAUGGUCCUUGCCUCUAGAGAGCUGCCCUCUUCUCUCUGUGCCUGAGCUCUCUCACAGUCCCCAAGGCAAGACCAGCUCCACCAUAGCAGACAUCCGGAUCCUGCAGGAGAUUAUGAGCCGGUUUAAGAGUCUUGGUGUGGACCCCACGGAAUUUGCUUGUCUGAAAGCUGUUGUACUCUUCAAACCAGAAACACGAGGCUUGAAGGAUCCGGAGCAGGUGGAGAAUCUGCAAGAUCAGUCGCAGGUGAUGCUGGGACAGCACAGCAGAACACACUACCCGACCCAGCCCGUCAGGUUCGGGAAGCUGCUGCUCCUCCUGCCCUCCCUGCAGUUUGUGUCCUCAGGACGCAUCGAGCUUCUCUUCUUUCACAGAACCAUUGGCAACACUCCUAUGGAGAAGCUCCUCUGCGACAUGUUCAAGAGCUGAACUUCUUAUAAUAGCGUCUCUCUCCUGCCCAUCUUGCAUACCCCUUGCAUCUUCUGUCCUGCUGUCUUUACCCCUAAACAUCCUGUGUCACCUUAUCUCCGUCUCAACCACACUUUGCACCAGCUCUCCAGCAGUAUCCCAACAUUCUGAUUCACUGUCCCCAAGUGCUUCCAACCAACCUACCCUCUAAAUCCUGAGCACUUUUAAAUCUAUUGUAUAUUGAUUAUAUUUCUAUAUAAUAAAAAUAAAAU